AUGUAUUUCGUUCCAUUUUUUUUAUUUCGAAGUAUUUUUUCAAGUAUUUCUUUUUUUGUUUCUUAUUUCCUUCAGAGUCCUUAUUUCUGUCUUUAUUUUUUCUUUCUUUUCAACUUCUUCAUUUUAAAUCCUGACUUUUUUUUCAAUUUUCUUUCUUUUUCUUUCUUACAUUUUUUUCAAAGCCUUUUUUUUAUAAUAUUUCUUUCUGACUUUCUUCAUUUUUUCUUUCUGUUACAAUAUAUAAUUUAUUUCUUUCAAAGUCUUUUGCCAAGUUUAUCUUUCUUUCUUUUUUCCAUUCUUUUAAAUCCUUUCUUUCUUUUCAGAGUUUUUAUUUAUCCCUUUAUGAUAUUAUUUCCUUCUCUUCGGAAUUUUGAAUUCUUUCUUUCUUUUCAAUUGUUUCUUUAUUUUAAAUUUUUUCUUUCUUUAUUUUCAAUCCUUUUAUCUAAUUUUUCUUUCUUACGUUCGUGCUUUUUUUUCUUUCUGUUACAAUAUUUAAAUUAUUUAUUUAUUUCAAAGACUUUUGUCAGGUAUUUGUUUCUUUCUUCUAAAAUAUUUCAAAUACUUUUCUUCCUUUCAAGUUUUUCAUUUUUAUAUUCUUUCUUUCUUUAUUUUGAGAUUUUUUCUUUCUUUCUCUCUUUCUUCAAUUUUAAAUUUUGUCUUUCUUUCUUUUUUCUUCCUUUCAAAAUCUUAUGUGCAAUUCAUUCUUUCUUAGGUUCUAUCUUUCUCUCAAAAUCUUUCCUUCCAAUCUAUUCAAUCUUAGGUUUAUCUUUCUUUCAAAAUCUUUCAUUCUUAUGUUGUUUUUUUCUUUCAAAAUCUUUCAUUCCAAUUCUUUCAUUUUUAGGUUUUUUCUUUGUUUCAAAAUCUUCCUUACCAUUUCUUUCUUUCUUAUUUUUUCUUUCUUUUAAUACUUUAAUAGUUUUCGUUCCUUUUCUCUUUCUUUAUUUCGUUAACCUUUUUUUUUAUUGCAAUUCUGUUACUUACUCUCUCUCUCUCUCCUUAUUUUCCAUAUUUUUCUCCUUUCCUCUUUCCGGACAUUUUCAAACUCGCAUGUUCAAAAACCAACCGGAAUUGGGAAUAAACAACCUUUUGCCUUCCAACGCCAUCUUUUUUUUCCUUUUCCAACUUGUGCAUUUUCUCCAUUCCAACUUUUCCACUUGCUCAACUCUUCCUCCUUUUCCGCCUCCAACUUCUCUCUCGCUUCCUCUAUUGCUACUUUUUAUUUACCAACUUCUCCUUUUCCGCCUUUACUUUCUUCAUUUUCUCCAUUCCAACUUUUCUACUUGCUCAACUCUUCCUCCUUCCUCCUUUUCUAUUGCAACUUUUUUUUACCUCUUCUCCUUUUUUCUCUACUUUCUUCAUUUUCUUUCUUUUCCACUUGCUUCUCCCUCCUUUUCCGCCUCAACUUUCUUCCUCUAUUUCUCCAUUCCAACUUCUUUUCCACUUUUUCUUCAUUUCUCCAUUCCUCCUUUCCACUUGCUCCAACUCCUCUUUCCGCCUCCAACUCCUCUCUCGCUUUCUCUGUUGUUACCUUCUAUUUACCAACUCCUCCUUCAACUUCUGCAUUUUCUCAAUUCCUAUGUUCUAUUUACAAACUACUCCUCCUUUUCCUCCCCCUACAACUUUUCUUUCAUUUUCUUCAUUCUCACUUUUCCACUUACUAAAUAUUUCUCCUCUUCCUCCUUCAACAUUUUCUCCAUUUCUAAUUUUUGUUUACCAACUCCUCCUUUUUCUUCUCCAAUUACUUCAUUUUCUCCUUCAGGCUUUACAUUUAUCGACUCCUCUUCCUUUUCUCUCAUUUUUUCCAUUCUCACUUUUCAAUUCCAACUCCUCCCCUUUUCAUCCUUCACAUCUUUUUCAAAUUCUCCUUCUCCUUUUCUUUUUCUUUUUUAUUUGUAUUUCUUUUCCUUCUUUCUCCUCUCCCUCCUUCAUUUCUCCUUCUAUUUUUCACAUGUUCUCUUCACUCCUUCUCCUUCUUAUUCUUUAAAAUGCUUCUCAUUCUUUACCUUUUCUUCCUCACGGUCAUCCUGUUUUUAUUUUCUCUACACCUUCUCUUUUUCUUUCUCUUGCUCUCCCACCUUUUCUUUUCUCAUGUCUAGUUUCUCUUUCUUUUCACUUGUCUAA
Messenger RNA from Acanthosepion pharaonis, 2121 nucleotides. NCBI's taxonomy places the organism in Eukaryota, Metazoa, Mollusca, Cephalopoda, Sepiida, Sepiidae. The record is from the annotation of a GenBank genome assembly.